AUGCUCGUUCCGACUUUCACUCCCCUCCUCGCCCUCUCAACCACCAUCUUGGGCGCCGUCACGGCAACCCCGAUUAACACUAACGGCGCUCCGGAGGCUGCCAACCCGACCAAGCGCGCCGUCCUCACCUCCGGCCGCUUCACCUACUACAAUCCCGGCCUGGGCGCCUGCGGCCAUAGCAACGGCGACGGCGACCUGGUCGUCGCCCUCAGCCACGCCGACUUCGAUCCCUCCACGCCCAACGGCAACCCCAACAACAACCCCCUCUGCGGCCGCCGCCUGCGCGCCUCCUACGCGGGCAGGUCGGUCGACGUCACCGUCGUUGACCGCUGCGUGGCCUGCAACUCGGGCGACCUCGACCUCAGCCCGGCCGCUUUCCAGGCGCUCGCGGAUCUCUCUGUCGGCGUCAUCGGCGGCACUUGGAACUGGAUCUGA
This is a messenger RNA of Thermothelomyces thermophilus ATCC 42464, 435 nucleotides long. RefSeq lists its product as uncharacterized. The coding region runs from base 1 to 435 and encodes 144 amino acids. The transcript has a single exon. The record is from RefSeq and is a predicted model, not a curated record. NCBI's taxonomy places the organism in Eukaryota, Fungi, Ascomycota, Sordariomycetes, Sordariales, Chaetomiaceae.